Messenger RNA from Geodia barretti, 2094 nucleotides. The record is from the annotation of a GenBank genome assembly. Lineage: Eukaryota; Metazoa; Porifera; Demospongiae; Tetractinellida; Geodiidae.
AAGUAGUCAUCAUCACACAAGAAACAUUUUGCCAGCCGCGGCCUUCUGGACCCGAUUACGCACGCGCGAUAUCGAUCACGCCGACUGCCUAUAAAAGCCGACAGCGCCAGCCGCCUCACUAACGUGACUACAACACGGGAAAGAUGUGGAAGCUUGCUCUAAUCUCGCUGGCAGUUGUGCUCAGCACUGUGCAAGGUCAUAAUCUGGGGGUCCAAUCAUGGAAUCGAAUGCUGGCAGAAAUUAUGCAAACUGCUAAAAGUGGUACUUGUGAAGCAGGUGCAUGCUUUGUGAGGACUGAAGAUAAUGGGAUUAUCGGAUUGAAAACUGGUGAUGACUACAUUGAAGGGUGCACCGUCUACAGAUGCACGCAAGCACGGGUAGAGGUAAUAACCAUAAAUUGCCCUGAAAACAUAGUUUGUGCAGAUAAUCAAAAGACGAUCAUGUACCCAGGGGGUUGCUGCGUACAAUGCGAGGCACAAAAGACUGACAUUGGUGUAUUUACCGAGUGGGAAGAAUGGACACAAUGCACGGCCACGUGUGGGGGAGGACGGAGAGCUCGGAAGAGAGAGUGCAUAAUUGACGUCAGUGCAGGCAGCGUUGAAUGUACUGGCACCUUACUUGAGGCGCAAGACUGCAACACCCAAAAAUGCCCAGUUCCAUGUAGGUGGGAGUAUGGGGAAUAUGAAGAGUGCAGUGCAACGUGUGGAGAUGGAAUAAAGCUACGAUUCCCAAAAAUCCUACAGCCUCCACAAAACGGAGGUGAACCCUGCCCACCAUUUGUUGAAGCUGGAGUCUCCGAUGAAGCCCCUUGCAACGUUAUCCCAUGCGGAGUUCCCUGUCAAUGGGAAUGGGGAGAAUAUGGUGAAUGCAGUAAGAGCUGUGGUGGGGGUAUUCAUACCCGCUACCCACUAAUAAUUACGCCAGCACAGCAUGGAGGAUUUUGCCCACAAAAUGUAGUGGACAGAGAGCCUGAUACUGCUGAAUGCAACACAAACCCUUGUCCUGUUCCAUGUCAAUGGAGGUAUGAAGAGUUUGGGGCGUGCACAAAAACAUGUGGCGGUGGAACUAAGACUCGAUUCCCUGUCAUCAGAACACCAGCACAGCAUGGGGGUGACUGUCCUCAACACGUUACCAACCGAGUGCCCGAUAUUGAGACGUGCAACACACAACCUUGCCCAAUUCCAUGCGAUUGGGAAUGGGGGGAGUAUGGUGAUUGUACUGUAACAUGCGGUGGUGGAACUCAGACCAGAGUUCCCAGGAUUAUAACACCAGCACAACAUGGUGGUCACUGUCCACAACAUGUGAUCGAUGGGGUUCCAGAAACAACAACCUGCAACACUGCCACCUGCCCACCUACUUGCCCUAAUCCGGGCGAGAAUAACUGCCUGAUCAAUGGAGUAUACAAAUGUAUACAUGAUCCAGACAAGGAUUGCAUUGAAGGGGACAACUGCGAGUUGGUCUACAAUCCAGAUCAGAAAGAUAUGGACAGGGAUGGUGUAGGAGAUGCGUGUGACAACUGCAAAUUCUAUUCUAACCCAAACCAGGAGAAUUCAGAUGAUGACGAAACUGGUAAUGAAUGUGAUGCGGAUGAUGACAAUGAUGGAGUAGUUGACCAAAACGACAACUGUCAGACUGUGUCUAACAUGAACCAGGUGAACAGUGAUAGAGAUAACUUUGGGGAUGCUUGUGACAACUGCCCUCGAACGGUCAACAACAACCAAGCAGACGUAGACAAGGACGGUGUUGGAAACGCCUGCGACAAUUGCCGCUUCUACAAAAAUCCAGAGCAGAAUCCAUCUGAUCCUGUCACGCAUGGGGCAAGAUGUACCACGAGACCUCAAAGACCUAUCGGAAUGGAGGAAUACGAAGAUGAAGAUGACAACAUGAAAAGUCUGGCAGCUGACAUCCUGGAAAAGCUGAUGCAAUUUGUACUGGAGUGAGUGAGCUUCUUCGCUCACGAGAGGACUUCAGUAUUAUAGUAGAAAACACAUUAGCCUUGUUAAAUAGAAGUAUAUACCUCGUUUGUUAGCUACAGAGGAACUAUUGUCAUGAGUGUUGGUAAUUAUUAGCAUGCAUACACAGUAAAGUCAUGUC